Molecule: messenger RNA, 3424 nt
Organism: Phaeodactylum tricornutum CCAP 1055/1
Lineage: Eukaryota; Bacillariophyta; Bacillariophyceae; Surirellales; Neidiaceae
Exons: 1
Coding region: 1-3336 (1111 amino acids)
Biological process (GO): nucleotide catabolic process; G protein-coupled receptor signaling pathway
Cellular component (GO): membrane; G protein-coupled receptor heterodimeric complex
Molecular function (GO): hydrolase activity; G protein-coupled GABA receptor activity
Source: RefSeq, a predicted model, not a curated record
AUGGAAUCCAAUAAUACAAGCAACACAACGAUCCAUUUGAUUGGGACUAGCGCGACUAUACUCAAUACAGAGAACUCGGAGUGCGGAGCCUGUUACGGUGUUGCGGCGGUCUCAGCUUGGGCUCGCAAUGUUGUCUCCGAAAGCCCCGUUAUAGUACUGCCCCUCCUGGAUCGGUACACACAGUUUGUAGAGAUGCAUCCACUUAAAUUGAGUGUGAAUACGCAUGUGUUCAACGUUCUUUUGGGGUGGGGCGUUUUCCUAUCGAAAGCUUCUCUUCUAUCGCUUGACGCUACACAGAGUGGCAUUCGAAGUUUGCAAUCAAGAAGCAUGCCGCUGCUGUUGACAAAUGCGAUUGUAUCUCCCAUAAGCUCAUGGCACGAAUAUUCAAGGGCAGUUCAUCUUGACGCGGAAACAAAACUUGCCGUCCUGUCAAUUGUGCCGGCCUCAGCGGAAUCUUCUUCGCGUGUGGAUUCAAUUUCUUCGGUCUUGGGCAUUCUCCGCUACGUUGCGAAGCUUAGUCGCGAGUCGGGUUGCAACCCGUCCACGAGCUUGUAUGACUCGUACUUGGACCGCAGCCAUGUCGCUAUGGAAGCACCGUCUUGUUGGAUUCCGGUUGUCUGGUAUUGCGAUCCAGACCCAGCUCAUUUUGAAUUUUUCUUACAAACAGUUACGGAAAGCGAAUACGCUCCUGCUGCUAUUGUGGAUACUGAGAGCAACAGUGCCGGGUUUUUAUCUCCGCGGCAAUACGGAAGCAAAGGUACCUGGGUAUUAAGUUAUAAGGCUGACCCCCAGCUUUUCACGCUUCACAGCUUCGUCCUCGAUGAAGACCGGAAAACUAUAUUGAAUUUUACAACCCAGAACGAAAACAUUUUGGAUCUUCCCGAAAAUUUCAGAGACGAGAUUUACCUGAAGCAUGUAACCGAUUUGGAAGACCUUGCUGCACAAGCCAUCGCGAAUAAUCCUAUCCUGGGAAGUAGUACAUCCAUGCCGGCCCCAGUUGAAGGAGACUUUUAUCGAUGUAUAGUUGGAGAAUGUGAAUUAGGUAAUCUAUUUUCAGACGCACUUCGCUGGUACACAGGAGCUGAUGUCGCUUUUCUCGCAGGUGAUGGUUUCCGUGGAUCGGGCUGGCCGGAGGGAUUUGUUCGGGUGUCCGACCUUUGGGAGGCUUCCCGUUUCCCGUACACGGAAUGUACUGGAACGAUGAGCGGUAUCUCCUUGUUUCAAUUGUUAAAUUAUUCGACCAGUUCGGCGUCACUGAAUGGGUUCAACAUCGACGGAGGUGAAUUUCUUCAGACUUCGGGUAUGCGUGUCACUUAUAAUCCACAGUUGUCUGGGUCUCGCCUGAUUGCUAUCGAAGUCUGGGACCAAAAUGUAGCUAGAUACGAGCCACUGGAACGGCUGCGUAUGUACCGAUUUGCCACCGAUAGUAACCUUUGCCAGAAAAAGAAUCCUUUCCCUAAUUUCCUCGGUCCGAAUUUUGCUGUAGAAGGUGAGAUUCAGGGCGCAGUGGGAGAUGAGUCGCAGCAAAACAUUGUUGGUCAAUACCUGGCGCAGCUCGAUUUACCAUACGAAGCGUCCCUUUUUAAUCGCUUGCGCAAUAAUGUGUCCUCACUGAAGACUUUGAAUCUGGUUCAAGUUGCCGAGGAAUGCCCCACUGGAACGUAUUGGAUUACUGAGAGACAAACAUGUUUUGACUGCCCGGACUCGACUCGUGUUGCUUUUUCGGAAAAAGAAUUUCAAUACCAAAUUCCUCAUAGCAUGAAUGUACCGUUGGAAAGUCGAGUCCUAUUACUAAAUGAAGCGCCCUUUGCAGUUUCUGUUGGACCAAGUUCGAUACCAUCGUGGGUUUCUUUCACGAGGUUCUACUUGAACUCAACGAUUCCGAUUGAUCCUCCGUCGAAUGGAAAAAGGGCAGUUUUGCAGUCUGGCGGGUCUCUUACAAUCGACUUUACGGUUAGAUCCCGGGGGUUGUCGUCAGGGACGGCGUUGGGUACAGUGUCUUUUGGAGUACACGUUGGAGGUGCCUAUCCCGGGUGCGACGGCCAAGAAGCGACCUUUGACAUUUUGAUUCGUGUAGCACCACCCCUGGAGCUCAAUCAGCUAGGAAAUAUCAGGUACAUCGGAUUAGGGCUGUCCGCUAUCAUCUUGUUUACGGCAGCUGGAUUUGCGCUUUGGGUUAGACGCUCUCGCGAGACGCGUAUUGUCAAGACUAUGCAACCGUUGUUCCUUGUCACAAUUUGCUGUGGUGUUUUUGUUUUGGGAGCCGUUCUCGUUCCACUCAGUAUUGACGACGAGAUAGUUUCAAACCAGGGGUGCGACAUUGCAUGCAUCUCGAUGCCGUGGCUCGCUAGUAUUGGAUUCACGGUAACGUUUUCUGCUUUGUUUUCGAAGCUGUGGCGAAUCAACAAGCUGUUUCAAUGCCAACACUUUCGCCGCACCAAAGUCGAAGAAAAGGAUGUUCUUGCACCAUUCGCCGUCCUUUUUACGCUUAAUCUUACGAUUCUCGUAUCUUGGACCGUUGUUGAUCCUCUAAAGUGGAGCCGAGCGCCCGUUAAUGGAGAGUUUUGGAACACGCAUGGCGAGUGCAGUGGUUCGAGUAAAACGACAACCACACUUUUCUUGGUUCUUAUUUGCUUGGUGAACGCCGGUGCUUUUUCCCUAGCUUGUUGGCAAGCAUACCGAGCUCGCAAAAUUAGUGAUGAAUUCAGCGAAAGCAAGAAUCUUGGCAUGGCAAUCUUCUGCUGGGCCCAGCUACUCGCUGUAGGUUGUCCCGUCCUAUUCUUGAUCAACUCUAACGACCCGGUUGCACGCUUUUUCCUUUUGGCAGUCAUUUUGUUCGCUACCUGCAUGUCCAUGCUGAUGUUUAUUUUUGUGCCCUUGACUCUACAAAGCUGGCGUGAUAAACGCGACGGUGGUCGCCGGCGAAGUUCGGUUCAGAUUUCGGGUGUCAUGUCGGCAGGAAUAUCCGGUGUGUCACUGGUGUCCAGGUCGCACAGUUUGUCAGAAAAAAAGGCAUCGUCACAGGAAACCAAAUCAUCAAAUAUGUCCGGUGUUACAGCUCCUGGCCCUUCGGCGAUUCUUUGCAACAACCGUAUUCUGAAGGACGACCUGGAAAUUGACGUCGAAGCUGUUUCCAAUCACAACUCUUUCUCUCAACGCGCCUCCGUUGGAGAUGACAAUGCCAGCAUAGAUGAAUCAGCUUGUGGGUUGGCAGACAGUGUCAUUCCAGCGGUGGUCCAAGAGGCUUCUAUCAAAAGCGACGCCAGCAAGUCUUUUGAUGUCCAAGAAUCUCUUUUGCUAUCAGAGAAAAAAUUGCGCUUUGCUCCGGGAAUGUAGUAGCUCAAAUUGUACAUUUUAUCGUCCCCCACCUAUCUUCACAUCCAAUUGAAAUUACUGUAAGUUACAGAACAAAUUUGUUAGUUGC